CAGGUGGUCUUUGGUGGUCUGAUUUAUCAAUCUAACUUUGGCAGUGUUUUAGUGACUACUGCAUGUUAUUGUUCACGCAAGUAAAAAACGAUUAGCAACGAAAAAUGCAUUAUCGAUCUUUAUUAAUCUUGAUUAUUCUUAUCGUGUCUGUAACAACUUCACCUUUGGAGAAAUACAUCAAACUCACAGCUGGAGUGUCCAAGGCAGCCUAUUUACCUCUCGCCGGAAAUCGGUUCAUUCAAAAUGGUCAUAUAAUGGAGAAGGCUAAUGCAUUGAAACGCAAAAUUAAAUUUUUUGAAUCCAGUAAUGAUAAAAACCAAGAAAAGAUCGCUUGUAGUCUUGGAGGAUGGAGUGCGAAAAGCCAUGCCAACAGAGACACAGAGGUAUUGUUGUUCACGCAUCCCGAGAUGAAGUUGGCAAUCUUUGGAUUUCGAGGAACAGAAUCAAAGAACCUCAACGACUGGAGAAAAAAUUUUAAAACAAUUCUCACUUCAGUCCGUAUAGGGUCAGCAGGCUUCAAAAUUCACCAGGGCUUCAGAGAUCGUUAUCUUGAUAUUUCGCCAUGGUUUGAGUCCGAAUACCAAGCUAUUCCUCAAGAUUAUAAAAUCAUGAUUACAGGCCAUAGUCUAGGCGGGGCCCUGGCCACUGUUUCUGCUGUAUAUGCGGGUGGUAAAUUGAACAGGAAACCUGAUGCGGUCAUUCCAUUUGCUUCGCCAUUGGUCGGUGAAAAAGAUUUUCAAGCUUAUUACGAAGAGUUUGUCGGCUGUGAUCAUACCCUUAGAGUAACAGUAAAAAACGAUAUGGUCACCAAAAUCCCGCCACCAUUGGUUGGUUAUGUCCACGUAUGCAGUCCUCUUGAACUCGAAGGUAACACUGGUUUCCUUGAUGAGUUAAAAUUAGCUGAAAACCACAGCUUGUAUCGUGGCUAUGCUAUUGGGUUGGCGAAGAGAUAUAAAAAUGAGAAUAACAUUAAUCUCGGUUGUGAUCGUUCGGCUUAAAUUGAACUUAAUUUACCCGCUAACCUGUUCAAGUAUUAUUAUACAGUGAUUUAUCAACAACGACAAUUAGUGUAUAUAACUUUUCAAUUACAAAAGUUUAUAUUCUCUAGUUUAAUAAAAGUGACUUCACGAUGAUUAAUAGAUAAACAAGUUGACUUUAAUAAAAUAAAAUUCUCAAAUUCCUUGUAAAUGUAAAGAAAAAGACGCAUUUAUUGGCAAACAUUCGCUCAGUUUUACAUAACCAGUAAGAGUACGUCAGUUUCAAGUCCUCGUGACAAAAUUAAAGGUUUACAUUAAAUUUCAUAUGAAAUUUCAUAUAAUCCACUUGCUCCUGUGUAGCCUGGAGCAAGUCAUCGCUAUCAAUUUCAUAACAGCACUGCUUGCAGUGCUAGAUAAAAUCUACCAAUAAAGCGUA
This is a messenger RNA of Dendronephthya gigantea, 1413 nucleotides long. RefSeq lists its product as uncharacterized. The record is from RefSeq and is a predicted model, not a curated record. The transcript has 2 exons. Lineage: Eukaryota; Metazoa; Cnidaria; Anthozoa; Malacalcyonacea; Nephtheidae. Gene Ontology annotation, biological process: lipid metabolic process. Bases 105 to 998 code for a protein of 297 amino acids.